AUGCCUGCUUACACGCCGCCGCCGAGCAGCCUGGCGGGCCCCGCGCUGGACCAGUGCGCGCAGCUGGCGUGGCCCGAGGCGGCCGGCGCGGCGGUGAUCAUUCUGGCCUUUGCCACGGCGCUGCCGCCCGACUGGCUGCUCGGGCCGUCGGCCGCCAAGUUCGACUUCCCGCUGGUGCUGCUGGGGCUCGGGCAGCAGCUGGGCGGCAUGGGCAACGCAGUGCGAGAGAAGUUCUACGCGGUUGCGCGCGCCGCGGCGCUGCUCCGCCGACUGGCCCCUCGCGCGGCCGUCAUUGUCGUCGACGCGUGGGACACGAUGGUCGUCAACGGAGUCACGGCCUCGACGGAGACGCUGCUGCGCCGCGUCAGUCGCGGCGAUCGGCAGCUCCUCAGCGGCGAGUGCAACUCGUGGCCGCGGUGCUACCGCCCGCUGCUCGCCGCCGACGAUGCUGGCCGCCGGUGCCUGGGUCAGCCGGGCGCCUUGUGCUUUGGUAAUUCGGGCGCGUACGCGGCGAGCGCAGCGGCUCUCGUGGAUGCGCUCUUGCCCGCCAGCGUGCGCGAGCUGCGCGGCGAGGGCGUGGUCGCGAGCAGCCCCGUCUUCGCGCCGCUGCGCGAGCAGCUCUCGCUCGCGCGCGAGUCGCUCCUCCGCCGGCGCAUCCUGCUGCUCGAGUCGCCGGCGGCGGGGCCAUGCGCGCUGCGCUCGCUCGGCCACGCCCUCGACUCGGCGCGCCGGUCGUGUCUCGCGCAGUCGGCUUGCCGGAAGAAGUUCAAUCUCGCGCCCGCCGCCUCGCCCCAUGCACAAAUUCCGUAA
Molecule: messenger RNA, 810 nt
Organism: Emiliania huxleyi CCMP1516
Lineage: Eukaryota; Haptophyta; Isochrysidales; Noelaerhabdaceae
Exons: 2
Coding region: 1-810 (269 amino acids)
Source: RefSeq, a predicted model, not a curated record